AUGCAUGUUAAAGCAAUUAAGAUGAGAUGGGCAGUUGGUGGGGUCAAUUACUGUUAUUUAUUAUCUUCAGAGGAUAAAACAAAAUCGUGGUUAAUUGAUCCAGCUGAACCCUUGGAAGUCUUGCCUGCUUUGAGCGAAGAAGAGAUGCGAAGCAUUGUAGCUGUUGUGAAUACACACCAUCAUUACGAUCAUUCUGGAGGUAAUGUUACGUUGACUACAACUUUGAGGAAAAGACACAAUAAUGUAAAAGUAAUCGCUGGUUCUGAUGCUUCUUUUGGUGUCUCAGUUGUUCCUCAGCAUUUGGAUGUCUUCAAAUUAGGGAAUUUGGAGGUCGUUUGUAUUAGAACACCUUGUCAUACGCAGGAUUCAAUUUGCUAUUACGUAAAGGAUUCAGAGACAGCUCAAAAUUGUUUAUUCUCCGGUGACACUUUGUUUUCUGGCGGAUGUGGUAGAUUCUUCGAGGGGAGUGCUGUCGAUAUGGACGUCUCUUUGAAUUUAAGAUUAUUGGAAGGGAUAGGUGAAAGAAAUUGGCCUUUAACUAAAGUCUAUCCAGGCCACGAAUACUCAAAGGGUAAUGCUGAAUUCAUUCGAAAAUUUGUAUAUAAAAAUCCUGGUGAUAAUACAUCUUUCGAUGAAUUUGAAAAAUAUUGCAAUACUCAUGAAGUCACCACUGGUCAUUUCACAGUACUAGAUGAAUUGAAAUACAAUCCGUUUAUGAGAUUAGAAGAUCCAAAGAUUAGAGAGGCUGUUGGAGACAAGAUUGGCAAAUGGUCAAGAGAUAAAGUAAUGGAAAAAUUACGAUUCAUGAAGAACACCAUGUAA
Messenger RNA from Vanderwaltozyma polyspora DSM 70294, 822 nucleotides. Its product is annotated as hydroxyacylglutathione hydrolase. The coding region runs from base 1 to 822 and encodes 273 amino acids. NCBI's taxonomy places the organism in Eukaryota, Fungi, Ascomycota, Saccharomycetes, Saccharomycetales, Saccharomycetaceae. Gene Ontology annotation, molecular function: hydroxyacylglutathione hydrolase activity. The record is from RefSeq and is a predicted model, not a curated record. The transcript has a single exon.